AGAGUUCUACAGGAGAGGGGUGGGGGGGGAAUUCAUCAAUGAAGUUGCAACCAUUGGACUAAUCCACCAUGAAAAUAUCGUACGCCUCUUGGGCUUUUGCUCCGGAGGAAUGAGACGGGCCCUUAUUUAUGAAUUCAUGCCUAAUGAGUCACUGGAGAAAUACAUAUUCACACAUGUUUCUAAUAUUUCUCGACAACUCCUAGCACCCAACAAAAUGCUACAUAUUGCUUUAGGCAUUACCCGAGGAAUGGAAUACAUGCAUCAAGGCUGCAACCAGCGGAUUCUCCACUUUGACAUCAAGCCACACAACAUCUUGCUGGACUACAACUUCAAUCCAAAGAUCUCAGACUUUGGCCUUGCAAAGCUGUGUGCAAGGGACCAAAGCAUUGUUACGCUCACAGCAGCCAGAGGAACUAUGGGAUACAUCGCACCGGAGCUAUACUCUCGGAACUUUGGAGGGGUGUCAUACAAGUCAGAUGUGUACAGUUUUGGCAUGCUGGUGUUGGAAAUGGUGAGUGGAAGGAGGAACUCAGACCCAAGUGUUGAGAUCCAGGACGAGGUAUACCUCCCUGAGUGGAUCUACGAGAAAGUGAUUUCUUGGCGGGAAUGGGAGCUUACUCUGGAAAUGACAGCAGAAGACAAAGACAAGAUUAGACAGCUGAGUAUCGUGGGGCUGUGGUGCAUCCAGUGGAACCCAAAGAAUAGGCCGUCGAUGACGAAGGUGGUAAACAUGUUAACUGGGAGGCUGCAGAACCUGCAUAUUCCCCCCAAGCCCUUUGUGUCGUCUGAUAAUCGUCCCAUGCCACAAAACACAACGAACACAUGAACACGCAUUGUGUGUUAUUGUGUGUAUCAUUACACGUUUGAGGGAACAUAACUCGGAUCUGCGUCGUAAAGCGUAAUGCCUUGCCACUAGCUUGCCCAGUGUUCGAUUACAUACUGAACUACAUGGGAUUCUACGGUACUGGCAAUACUGCAUCUGUACCUUACCAUAUUGUAAUGCUAUUAAUUAGAAACAUACGGCACCGGAUCUUGCAGCCAUUUCCUGACAGUGAUGUGAUAUAGUAAAUCUUACCCAGUCAUUGCUGUGAUUUUAUCCCCUUUUCCCCAUAAAUGAUACCGUAAGCUCUUUCUAAUACAGAGAUGCGCAUAUAGGCUGCUUAUUCUAGAAAAAGACUUCCAUGAUUACUUACUAGUAGAAACUCAGCAUUCCUGUUCGGAAAUCAAAAGGAGAGCAAAGGGGAUUACCGUGGCAGAUAGCUUCCGCUGGAGUCCCGGUGAGACGCGAGCGAGGCGGUGUGCCGGAGUAAGACGAGGAGCUCGCCCAGCCGGCGGAUAAUGUGAGCGGUACCUGGGCGAGCUCGACGGCCUCCGGCUGGCAGGCACGGCUCGACUGCGGCGCCGACCGCCGGCCGCCGCCUAGGG
Aegilops tauschii subsp. strangulata is the source of this 1425-nucleotide messenger RNA. RefSeq names its product rust resistance kinase Lr10. Gene Ontology annotation, biological process: protein phosphorylation. Gene Ontology annotation, molecular function: protein kinase activity; ATP binding. The record is from RefSeq and is a predicted model, not a curated record. Lineage: Eukaryota; Viridiplantae; Streptophyta; Magnoliopsida; Poales; Poaceae.